AUGUCGAACUUUGUUAGACUGUUUCUGUCUGGAAACAAAAACGACGAUGAUGAGGAAAAGAAGAAUCAACAAAAUCAACAACCAACAUCUGGUAAUGAAGUAGCAACGACAGCAUCAACAACAAUUCAACCUCCGGUCGUAGUUGACAACAAUAAUGCGAGUGUUGCACAAGGUGGAGAGAAAGCCUUGUCAGCAGAUGAGAUUCGGCAACGAAGAUUAAAUCGUCUAAAUGCUCCUACAAGCGCUCCAACAACGAAUCAAGCAGCAUCAUCGACAUUGCAUUGCUCGAGCACACCGAUCAAAUCUGCAAGCAAUACUGUUCGCACUCCAAGCAGCAGUUCCAGCACGAAAUCGUCUAGUAGUAGUAGUGGAGGCGAUAUGAUGGAUACAAGAGAUGAUUUUAUAAAGCCUUCAUCGACAGCAAGUACUCCUUCAAAAUCAACCUCCGUCAAAUCAGAAGGAUACGAUGAUUCAUCCAAGAAAUUUAUUCAUGAUGCAAUUUCGAGGAUCUUUAAAGUGUGUUUGGCACCUUCAAAGAUUGAUCCCACAUUGCAUCAUUUGAAAGAUCUUGCGAAUGAAUUAUCGCAACAACAGGCACCACAACUUUUUACUGAAAAUCAUGUGGAGGGUGUUAUUGUGGAACGUGUUUCGAAAGGAUUUGAAACUAGCACUGACAAAACAAUCUUUGGUUAUUUGAUGGAAUGUUUUGAAAGAGCAGAAAAGGAAUUGAGUGUUGCUGAAACAAAAAAGAAAGAAGAUCUAAUCAAAUUUGUAAAAGGAUUGAAAGAACUCAUUGUCUCGUACUGUGGCAUUGUUUUAACAAAUCCUGACAUGUUCAGUCAACCUGAAAGUGUGGCAAAACAAGGACCUCUUCAACUCUUACCCUUUAUCUAUAGAGAUUUUCCAGGAACGUUCUUGCAAGAUUUUGUCGCAAGAUUUUCAAAGGACAAUACUUUAGAGAAAAUAUUUACUCCAAUAUUCACAGAAAUGUCAUCAAAAAUGCUGAAAUUAACGUUACUUGAUGACUAUACUCCUUAUUUAUUUGGGCUUAAAAGAAUAACAGCUAUCAAGGAGAUUGCUAUGAUUCUGGUGGGACACACUAAUUUCUUUCCAAAGAAAAGAGAUGGUUAUGGAUUUGAAUAUGAAUGCAUUUUGGGUCCAUUUUUCAAAAUCACUGCCUAUUAUGACCAACCAAAAGUUGGAGAACACUUUUUCCGUGCGGACAUUGAGAGGUUGACAAACCAAGAUGUCGCUAACAUUAAGGAACAAAUUCGAACAAAAAUAUCAAUGUAUCAUACUAAUUUACAUGGUAUAAUUAUGAACUUACUUAAACCAAAAGAAACAAGAGACAAGACAAUUGAAUGGUUGAUGUUGACGAUAGAUUCAAAUGCUUCUCGAGCUAAACUUCAAGCUGACCCAUAUUCUAUAGCCAGUGAAGGGUUCAUGACCAACAUGGCUGCAGUACUCUUAAAGCUUUGUGAACCUUUCCUUAAAAUUGAACCAAACAAAAUUCAAACAUCAAAAAUUCAGAGUGAUUUUGUAAUGAUGAAUAAUGAUCUCAAUUUUAAGCAUGACACAAAAUUCGCAAUGACUGAAAAAGACGCAGAAGAGUAUUACAAAACAAAACAACCAACUGACUUCUCAUUCAUUACACAGUCCUUUUUCAUGGCGUACCGAUGUCUUCACAUUGGUUAUCUUGUCACUCAAGAAAGAUAUCAAAAUGCUCUCAAGAGACUUGGAGAGUCUCAACGAGUGUAUGGAACAAAUCAAACUCCAGAGCUUAGAAAAGAAAUUGAUUUGUUGUACAUUGUAAGAUGGACUGCAGAGACACAUCUUUUUGAUCCUCAACUUCUUAAGCUAAUGACAGAUUUUUAUAGAUUCAGUAGCAUUUGGCUCAUCCAAAUGGCAGAUCCUGUCAAUCACAAAAAUUAUCCAAGCACUCCAUGUGUUGCUCACCUACCAGCCGAAGUUCCAAAGGAUUUUGCUUCCAUGUCAGAGUUUUUCCUUGAAGAUAUUGUUAUUGCUCUAACCUUCUUACUCAGAUUUAAACCCGAGACUUUGAAUCUAGUCGUAUUAGAUGAAAUUUUUGACAUGAUGGCCAUGUUCCUUCAUAAUUCUCAUUACGUCAAAAACAGAUAUCUACUUGCAAGACUACCCGAGUUCUAUUGUGCCUUGAUUCCUCAAGGAGUGCAUGAUGUCCUAUCACCAAAGUUAGUUGAAUAUCUACCCAAUCACAAAUAUUCUCAACAACAUCUUACUUCAGGGUUGAUGAAUCUUUACGUUGAUAUUGAAUAUGAGAGUUCCUUCUAUGAAAAAUUCAACUACCGUUACUACAUUUCCUUGUUAUUGAAAGACUUGUGGCAAUACAACCCGUACAAGCAAUCAUUUAUCAAGCUUUCAAGACAUUUAGAAGCUCACUCAAAGUUUAUGAAGUUCUUUAACGUUCUUCUCAAUGACUCGAUCUAUCUCUUGGAUGAAAGUCUUAAGGAUCUUCAAAAAAUUAAGGAAAUUCAAGUUGUGAUGGAUAAUACUGCGGAGUGGAGCAGCAUGACACAACAGCAAAAGCAAGAUAAGCUAAGCGCACUCGCUCAAUACGAGCGUAUGGUUAAAUCUUAUCUAUUGCUUGCCAACGAAACUGUACAUAUGUUAAGCUACCUUUCAAGGGACAUUCCACAACCUUUCCUCCGUCCAGAAAUGGUUGAUCGAGUCGCCUCCAUGCUCAACUAUUUCUUGGUCGAACUAGCAGGUCCACAAUGUCAAAACUUGAAGGUCAAAGAUCCAGAGAAGUAUCAAUUCAAUCCAAAAUAUUUAUUAACAGAAAUUACAGACACCUAUAUUCACUUUUCUCCCUAUGAUGAAUUCGCUAGAGCUGUAGCUAGAGAUGAACGGUCAUUCAAGGCAGAUGUGUUCGAACGUGUUGUUGCCAUCUUGAGAAAGAUUGGAAAAACGGAAGAAUAUGUCAAGAAGUUUGACACCUUUGCUUUGAAAGCACUCGAAGAAGCACAUAAACUUGUUGACGAGAAUGUAGACUUUAGUGACGCUCCAGAUGAAUUCCUUGACCCGCUGACUUAUACCAUCAUGGAAGAUCCUGUUCUAUUGCCACUUUCUAAUAUUUACAUUGAUAGACCAACGAUUGAACGACAUUUACUCAACAACAAUACUGACCCAUUCAAUCGAUCUCCUCUCUCUGUAGACAUGCUACAACCAGCACCAGAACUCAAACAAAGAAUCCAGGAAUGGAAAGAGUCAAAACGAAGAAAAUAA
This is a messenger RNA of Naegleria fowleri, 3264 nucleotides long. RefSeq lists its product as uncharacterized. Gene Ontology annotation, biological process: protein polyubiquitination. Gene Ontology annotation, molecular function: ubiquitin-ubiquitin ligase activity. NCBI's taxonomy places the organism in Eukaryota, Heterolobosea, Eutetramitea, Acrasida, Naegleriidae. Gene Ontology annotation, cellular component: ubiquitin ligase complex; cytoplasm; nucleus. The record is from RefSeq and is a predicted model, not a curated record. Bases 1 to 3264 code for a protein of 1087 amino acids. The transcript has 2 exons.